Kuraishia capsulata CBS 1993 is the source of this 2487-nucleotide messenger RNA. RefSeq lists its product as uncharacterized. The coding region runs from base 1 to 2487 and encodes 828 amino acids. Gene Ontology annotation, biological process: positive regulation of transcription by RNA polymerase II. Lineage: Eukaryota; Fungi; Ascomycota; Pichiomycetes; Pichiales; Pichiaceae. The record is from RefSeq and is a predicted model, not a curated record. Gene Ontology annotation, cellular component: nucleus. The transcript has a single exon. Gene Ontology annotation, molecular function: DNA-binding transcription factor activity, RNA polymerase II-specific; transcription cis-regulatory region binding; zinc ion binding.
AUGGCCCCUUCUUCAAAAAAAAAACGGCGGACUCUCACUGGCUGCUGGACAUGUCGACUCAGAAAGGUGAAAUGUGAUAGUGGAAGACCCUUCUGUAAAAGAUGUGAGAAGGCUCGCGUCCAAUGCCAAGGGUAUGAUAUCAAACUGAACUGGCUCGUUCCCUUAAGCAUAGCUCUCGAUGGAAGUUUUCAGCAGCUGGAUGGAUUCACGAGCAAUGCCAAUGACAUUGAAAUUUUGAAAAGAGGGAAGAUAGAUUUCGUGAAGUUUCCUCCCUCAAUGACAUACAGGAGCAUAGAGAUUGAUUCCAUAAUGGAGUCAUUAUCUGAGGAGCAGAUGAUACAUGCUCACUCAAAAUUGAAACGUAUAGGGCCGUUUGCUGUUUUCAGACUGGUUGAGACAGGGAGGAAUAUCUCGGACCGUGGGCACCUGGUAACUCACUCUGGUACCCCUACGCCCAUUAACUACGAUCAGGUGCAAAUUAACUCACUAUCAAAUGUUACCUCGGUGAAAGAAGACAGUGUUUGGAUUGAUCCCAGCUUGCUGACAGCUGCUCAAUUAACAUAUAGAGCGUUGACAGGAAUUUCGGUACCGUCAGAAGUGAGCCUUCACCGCCUGAAGCAAGUGCUAUUCUCGAGAUACUAUGAUAAGGAAGAAACACGCAGCAUCCGGUACUUUUCAAAACUCAAGCAGAAGGAGAGAUCUACUGGUGUCAAGAAAUGUUUGAUUGAACUGUUGAUAGAUAGCGACAUACCCACGCCGCAGAUCCUCGAUGGAGAUAGUACGGAGCUGUUCCACAAGGUAAUCAGCUGCAAGAGCAUACAAAGUCUUGUUUUGUAUUUCACUCAAAAUGCGAGGCAACUUUUGCUUGUAUGUUUCGAGAACGGAUUUAUCCAGAAAAGUUUAAUCCCCAUAGUAUUGAAAUUUUUGGGAGAAGCAUUGAUUGACUUCAAUGACCAAACCAUCGAUGACCAAACACACAACCAUCCAAAGUCCUUAAGAAUGUGUUGCGUGAUGCAAUGUGUUGCCAUGGCUGCCGCCUUCAAAUCAUACUCCAGUUCCGAAGACCUUUCUGCGACUGAAACAGAGAAGUACCUCGGUAUAUGUUUCCGGGCAAGAUCAGCCGCACUACUCUUGAUUUCAUCUUUUUUCGUCAGUCCCAUAAACAGUUCUAUGGAGGGGAACACAAAUGGGGCUAUGGACAAAAACCUCAUAGAGAUGUUUCUUCAUAAGGACCUUGUGAAAGAGCUCACGACUUCUUUGUUGCUUCAGUAUUUUUUGGAUAGCCAUCUUGAUGCAAUAGUUAACUAUGGUUCAAUUUUCAAAGCACUGGAGCAAAUAACAGCUAGUUUGAGCUCUCAUCCUCUGAGUACUGAAAAUGACUGGACAUCAAAGUAUCAAAAGGAUAAGAGCUUGCAAAACAUCUUGAGAUGGGCAACUUACGUUUGGGAAAUCCAUCGUUCCACAAGUACCAUAGACCUUCAGAACUACAGCGUGGAUGGCGAUGAUUAUGCUGACAUAUUAGAUCAUAACUACAACCUGGUUGAGUUCUCUGCAUUUUAUGAUAAGGAGACACCCCCAGAAAACACCAAAAUUCAUAUCAAGCCAAUCAGCAGUGCCGAGGUCAGUGAAGACGAUGACUUUUCCAGUAAUGGGGAGACCCCUCCAAAGAGAUUUGCGAUUCAGUUCAAUUACGAUGAGUCAAGCGACAGCGAAGGUGAGGAAACAGAAGAUCUAAGCGACAGCGCAGAUGUGAGGAAUCAUUCGGGUAAAAAUUUCGGCGUAAUAAUGGAUAAAGAUCACGCCAGUGAGUUUCCUUCUCUGGGUGCUGGACUCAGCCAAUCUGAUAUCUCCAGCAUUGAGUUAUUAUGUGGCGUACCAAGAUCCUUACUAAUUUUGCUGAACAAAUGCAGUACACUUGCCAAUCAUCGCAACUUCUUCAUGAGAAAGAACUUGCACCCGCGCAAUUUCCCCAAAAUCUGUUGCGACAUUGAGGAAGAGCUCAAAAAUUGGAGACUAGAUUGGGAUCUUCUCAUAGCUGACGGCGAGAUGAAGGAGGACAUGACUGAAAACACCAUUCGCUACAAGAGUCGUCUUCACGAAGUCAUGUUCCACAGUGCUAUGUGCUUUCACGACUCUUUGGUUGUUUAUUUCUACCGACUACUGAAGGACAUCUCACCGGCCCUGCUUCGAAGUCGAGUUGAGAGUUGUAUCGAUCACUUGGAGAAACUUACAAGCUUAAGUGAAGACACUGAUCAUAAUAUGCAAUUGAACCCUUCUCGUCAUUUUUGGCCCUUUUUCAUAUGUGGUUGUGACGCGAUAGGACCGUCGGUGCAGCAAAGAUACCUGGCGUUGUUUGAGAGAUGGAGAUCUACAAAAUGGAUAGGGAAGCAGAUAAUGCUGGAAGUCUGGAGAUCUAGAAGCGAAAGUGAUGAAGAAAAGUCUUGGAUUGAUGUUAUAAAAGACUGGAAAUUCACUACCUACCAUUGA